Molecule: messenger RNA, 2814 nt
Organism: Sturnus vulgaris (Common starling)
Lineage: Eukaryota; Metazoa; Chordata; Aves; Passeriformes; Sturnidae
Source: RefSeq, a predicted model, not a curated record
AUGGAGAGCGCCCGGCCCAUCCUCUGCCUCCAGCUGUGGCUGUGGGUGCAGAGCUCUGCCCAGGAGCUCGACCCUGAGGGCAGGAAUGUCUGCAGUUUGGGGGGACAGAGAGUGCUGAGUGCCUUUCCUGCCACGACAGCCGUGUGCGAGGGGGAGGACGCCUGCAGGGAGGGCGAGGUGUGCGUGAAACCCGGGCUGUGCCGCUGCAAACCCGGCUUCUUCGGAGCAGACUGCAGCUCCCGCUGCCCCGAGCAGUACUGGGGCCACGACUGCAAGCGGAGCUGCCCGUGCCACCCCAACGGGCGCUGCGACCCCGAGAGCGGCCACUGCACCUGCGACCCCAACCACUGGGGAGGGCUGUGCCAGUUCCCCUGCCAGUGCGGCCCCCACGGCCGCUGUGACCCCCUGAGCGGCGCCUGCCACUGCGAGCCGGGCUGGUGGGCACCCAACUGCAGGAAGCAAUGCCAGUGCAACCCCUCCACCUCCCACUGCGACCCCCUGAGCGGGCUGUGCCGCUGCCUGUCGGGCUGGUGGGGCAGGAGGUGCAGCUUCAAGUGCUCCUGCAACGUCUCGCCCUGCGCGCAGGAGACGGGCAAGUGCGAGUGCCUGGCUGGCUACUGGGGACCGGCGUGCCAGCGGCGCUGCGACUGCGGGCACGGCUCCUGCAGUCCCGUCACUGGCCACUGCACCUGCGAGCCUGGCUACCAGGGCAGGAGCUGCCGGGACCCCUGUCCGGCAGGGAAAUACGGAUCUCAGUGCGUGCACAGCUGUGGGAGCUGCAAGCGCAGCCAGCCCUGCUCGCCCGUGGAUGGUUUCUGCCUGGCCUGCCAGCCCGGCUGGAACGGGACCCUCUGCAAGGAUCCCUGUGCUCCUGGGUUCCAUGGCGAGGGCUGUCUCCAGCUGUGUCCCCGCUGCCAGCAUGGGGAGCCCUGUGACCCCCAGACCGGGUUCUGUCUGCGCUGUGAUCCUGGCUGGACGGGUCCCAGCUGCAACAGCUCCUGCCCCGUGGGCACCUUCGGUGAUGGCUGCCAGUUCCUCUGCCCCGAAUGUGUUUCAGGAAGCUGUGACCCCGUGACAGGAGUUUGCAUCUGCCAGGCAGGCUACUGGGGAGACAGCUGCAAUGACACCUGUCCUGAGGGGUAUUUUGGAGUGAAUUGUUCCUCUCCCUGCCAAUGCUCCCGGGGGACCUGCGACCCUGUGCAGGGCGACUGUGUGCUGAGUUUGAAGGACCACGGAGCCCUUGCAGCUGCCAUCCUUGUCCCUCUCCUGCUGCUGCUGCUCUGUGUUGUCUGCUGCUGCUGUGGUGCUGGCUCAGCAGAUGCCAGAGACAGGUAUUUUUUCAUUUUUCAACCUUUGACACAAAACCCCUUCUCCUGUGUCCCUUGAUGUCCACCUCUUCUCUGCAGGGCGGCUGUGCCUGACGAUGAUGUGGUGGCCAGGAUGAAGCACCACGUGCAGGGGGUGCUGGCCAACCUCAGCGCUCUCGUGCCCUGCUUUAACCUGGGAGCCUCAAAACUUCCCAAAGUCACAGGUAAGCAAAGCAGAGCUGCCGACAGCACUCAGAAGUGCUGCAUUCUCUGCACUCUCUGUCUGGGGGGAAGCCUGAAACCCCUCUCCCCCCGACCACCCUGGGGUGCUCAAGUUCAGCUGGGUGUCUUUUCCUCCCCAGUUUCCCAUCACGACAUGGAAAUCCCCUACAACCCCAGCUUCAUCGAGCCCCCAUCUUCUGCGUGGGUUUCAGACAGCUCCUUCUCCUCCUUUGACACGGACAACGAGGGACCCGAGUACUCCGUCCCUCCCAGAGAAGGCAUCCCGCUGCUGGGUGGGGCUGAGUUGCAGGAUGGAGCACCCCGCCCUGGCCAGGCGCUCCCGGACCCGUCCGCCUUCGACUCCGAGGAUGUCUCGCAGCCCUUCGCCAUCCCCCGCACCUCCAGCAUCGCUAAGGCCAAGCGGCCCUCUGUGUCCUUCGCCGAGGGGACAAAGUUCGGGGCGGCCGAGACGCCCAGCCCCAGCAGGAAGCCCAAGGCGCCUUGGGGCCCGUCCAGGCUGACCCCACCGCCCGGGGAUGCGGCGGCCGAGCCCCCCGGCGAGCGCCCGGCCAGCGACUGCUACGAGAACCCCGAGCCCCUCAGCAAAGGGGACGAAAGCCACCGGCCAUCGCCUCGGGCCACCCCGGGGGGACGGCGCAGGGUGGUGUCCAGCACCAGGCAUGUGGCUCAGAGAGUGGAGGCGCUGGAAGCAGCUGCGAAAGCCGGCAGCUGGGAGGCGAAGGGGAGGGAACCCGAUGUCACCACCAUCUACAUGGUGGUGGGAACGGCCGGGGAGGAUCCCAAGGCGGAGGGGACUGGCGAGGGUCCGGUCCAAGCUGUGCUGAAGCGUCUGGGCAGCUUGCAGAAGGGCAAGUGGGCUGCGAAGGAGGAGCCCAAAGUGAGGAGGAGCAUGGAGGCCAUCCAGAAACCUCCUCGGCGGGCCCUGGCACAGCGCAGGGACUCGGAGAACAGCUGCAAGCAGAGGGAGAGUGUGCCCGGAGCUCCUGCCGAGUCAGCCCCUGGCAAGCCCCAGCAUACCGCUGCAAAGAGACUGUCCCUCCUCCUUGCGUCUCUCUCGUCAAAAAACACCGGUGCUCAGGACGGGGCCAGUGAAUCCGUAGGUGCUACAGAGAAGGGCAAAAGCCCGGAGUUUAUUGGCAGCCUGGAAAGGAAAGGACAUGCUGCGGCAGAGGAAGAACCAAAAUACGAGAAUGUGGCCAGCAGCGGGGCUGAUUCGCCCUCCGGUCCCGGCAAAGAGCUGCUGGCCACCCCUCCGGCCACCUGA